Molecule: messenger RNA, 1809 nt
Organism: Archocentrus centrarchus (flier cichlid)
Lineage: Eukaryota; Metazoa; Chordata; Actinopteri; Cichliformes; Cichlidae
Product: piggyBac transposable element-derived protein 3-like
Exons: 2
Coding region: 48-1745 (565 amino acids)
Source: RefSeq, a predicted model, not a curated record
GACGCACAUUCCGUGGAGAGAAGCAACAACACCGCACAGAAGCAGAUAUGUCCAAGAAAAUGUCUGAAAAGAAGGCGUCCCGGGUGAUAAAACUCCCACUGAGGUAUAGAGAUGGACUGGACACCGAAAUAGUGCUGGAAAGAUUGCCUUGUAAGGACGAGCAGCCAUCUUCAUGUGGAGCAGAAACUCAGGGCCGUAGAGAGAGAGGCCAUGGGAAGGCUGGAGGCUCUGGUGAUACUAUCAGAGAGCGAAGCCGCUCACCCCAUGAGUCGAAGAUUAAGGUAGAGCCCGAGGACGAACCACUGGGCUUCAACCCCAAACGGACCCCCGGUGCCCAACCCCCUCUGAAUGCGAGGAACCCUCCACCAGGGGAAAUCUUUUCACACUUUUUUGAUGCUGAAGUUCUCAAAUUCCUCUGUGAAAACACAAAUAAGAAUGCAGCAGCAAAGCAGAAGACUGAGAAAACUUUCACCUGGACUGAAAUAAAACCAGAGGAACUGAAAAAGUUCAUCGGCAUGUUAUUAUACAUGUCAGUCUUGCGCCUCCCCAAAAUUAGUGAUUUUUGGCGUAGAGAAACCAUCUUUCGUGUGUCGUUCCCCGCCACCAUCAUGUCCAAAGACAGGUUCUUGGCCAUUUUAUCCCACCUUCACACGAGUGACCCAGAGAAAGAUGUGAUAAAUGAGAGAAAAAAGGGCACAGAGGACUACGACCGUCUCCACUGGGUCAGACCUCUUAUGGAGAUGAUUUGCAUGAGGUGCAAGGCCAUCUACCAUCCGAGACAGCACCUUCUAGUGGAGGAUAGGAUGGCGGCAAGCAAGGCCAGGCGCAGCAUGAAACAGUACAUCAAGGCCAAGCCAACAAAGUGGUGGCUGAAGUUUUUUGCCCUUACUGACUCAAACGGCUACACCAUCGACUUCCAGCUGUACACGGGCAAGUCAAAAUUGACUUCAGGAAAUAGGCUCUCUUACAAUGCUGUUGCAGAUUUGGUCAAAAAAGACUUCCUGGGGUCUGGGUAUAUUGUCUGUAUCGACAACCUCCAGACCAGUCGCUUCCUUUUAGAUCACUUGAAUCAGGAGGGAUUCGGAGCUUCUGGGGAAUACAAGCAGGAGAAAGUUGAUGUCCCCAUCAAACACGAAAAUGACCUCACCACAAGAUCCCCACAAGGCAGUGUCCAGUGGAUCAGGAAAGGGGCUUUUUUGUGGAUGGAUACCAGGGAAGCCUCCCUGUGCUCCACUGUCCACCCAGUGGGCAAUGGGGACACAGCGCACCACUGGCUGAAAGAGGAGGGGGAAGAACAGGAGAUCUCCAUCCCCAGCCCCACAGAAGAAGUGGAUUCCUCUGACCAAGUGAUUGGAACAAGUUUAGUCCACAGGAAAUCGAGGACAUGGCCCAUCACUGUUUUCCAGCAUCUGUUUGAAAUUGCUGUGAGAAACUCAUUUGCCAUCCAUAAGGAUCGGUGUGACAGCAUGCAGCAGAAACCGAUGGUGUGGCAGUGUUUCGAGGAGGACCUUGCUGCACAUCUCCUGGGAGUUUCUGUGAAAAAUAAGCCCCAGAAGAUCCCAGACGACCAACACCUCCCUGUCCCCACAAGCAGUGGCCAGCCCAGAGCGCACAGAGCCAGCCUGGGGCGACGGCGCUGUAAAGUCUGUCACAGGAGCACCGCCUGGAUGUGCGAGACCUGUGAUGUGGGCUUGUGUCUGCAGCCAGACAGGAACUGUCACUGGCAGUACCAUCAAGAUGACUGAAAUCUGAAGGGACUUUCUAUAGCCAGAGAGGAGAGCGAUAUUUUUUUUUCUUUCUUUUUUUCUU